AAAUGAAAUUGCCUGCAAAGUCAGAUGGAUCCAACUUUCGUUUGUCAAUUUGAUUCUACCAUUGAAAUUGGAUUAAUACUUUCUCUAAACCGUUAAUGAGGAUGAUAUUCACCACCUGUGGCAUUUAUUUUUACUUUGAAGCUUCGGUGUCAAGAUGUCAUUUCGCAGUUUCUCGAUAAUCACGAUAUGUCAAACGACAUUGAUGCUCAAAAUGAUGAAAUGUUGGCAUUGGCAAGUAUAUAUGACACUGAUGAAUUUUCUUACAAGAAAGAAGAUGGAGAGCUUAGUGGCCAGUUCAAAGCUUUUGUAACUCUUCCUGGGGAUGGAGGAAUUAAGUUACAGUACCGUUUAGAAUGUUUCAAAAGCCGUCUACCAAGUCAUACUGAAAAUCCAAUUCCAGCAGAUUUCAAUGAACUCUCUCUCAAAUUUCUACCACCCAUUGAGUUUGCAUUUACGCUUCCUCCCGAUUAUCCCUCAACAUCACCACCCAGGUUUACCCUAGUUUGUGUUUGGCUAGGACGCAAACAGCUUUCAAGGCUAUGUGAAAAACUUGAUAAUUUAUGGGAAGAAAACAAAGGCCUUGAAAUUCUAUUUUUAUGGUUGUCUUUCUUGAAGGAAGACACAUUUAACUAUCUUGAACUGGAACCUGUUAUAAACCUUAGCAAGCAAUACACCUACAAUAUGGUUCAACUUGAUAAAAGGAAAAAGCUGCUGAAGAGCCAAGUCAGUGUUGUUCCACCACAAGAUGGUGCUGGAGUAUCUGAAACCUCUGGAAGUUCAUCUACCCUCAGUUCUUCAGUUAAGUCUCAACACACAACAGCAAACUUGGUUGGUGGGAGAGGGAGAGGCCGUGGAAAGGCCAGAGGAAGAGGGAGAAAUUUUCUGAGAGCACGUCAUCAACCUGACAAUACGGGCCAUGGAUCAAAUCAAGACCCAUCAUCAGUUAAUAAACCACAUAUCGAAGAAUCUUCCAGUAUGCUUAACAGUCCUAAUUCCCCAAACCCUCAAAGUCCAGAGUCCAACUCUAAAUCUGCUACUGUGAACAGGCUAGACAGUCGUGCAGUGUCUUGUGAAUCAUUACAAGGAUCUCUCAUAGAUCAUAUAAUUGAAUAUAAUAAAGAACAGUGUGAAAAAGAAUUCCAGCGGAAUAUUUAUCAGUGCACUAUCUGCUUUGAUGACAAACCAGGAAGCCAAUGUAUUGAGUUCAAUGUCUGUGGACACAUUUUUUGUUGUGAAUGUAUCGGAACAUUCUUUGAAGUUAAUAUAAAGGAUGGUAACAUACACGGAUUGAUUUGUCCAGAAAAAGGAUGCAAGUCAGAAGCACUUCAAAGUCAGAUAUGUAAGUUGGUAAGUCCAGAACUAUUUGCACGUUAUGAUGAACUUUUACUAUCUUCUGCAUUGGAUGGAAUGGAAGAUAUUGUUUAUUGCCCACGAAAAACAUGUCAGUAUCCUGUAACUUAUGAUAAGGAAGAAAAAUUAGCCCGAUGCGCGCAUUGCUCCUAUACUUUUUGUACCCUGUGUCGGAUGGGCUACCAUGGAAUUGAUCCAUGUCGUCUUAAGAUAGAUUCCGGAUUGAUUGCUGAGUAUGAAUCUGCCUCAGCUGAGAGGAAACGCUUCCUGGAAAAGAAGCAUGGCCGUAGGACACUGCAAAAUUUACUGGAUACUGGCUACUCAGAACAAUGGAUUAAAGGAAAUUCCAAGAAAUGUCCUCACUGUCAGACUGCAAUUGAGAAAUCUGAUGGAUGCAACAAAAUGACAUGCUGGAAGUGUAACACAUUUUUCUGCUGGUUGUGUAAUACAAGAUUAAAUCCUGGAAAUCCUUACAAUCAUUUCAACUCCCCAAACUCAGCUUGCUUCAAAAUGUUGUUUCAUGGCUUACCUGAUUCAGAUUCGGAUUCUGAUGAUGAGUUUCUUGUUUAUUUGGAAGAUGAGGAAGCUGAGUUCUAAGUCUACAGAUCUACGUGCAAGAUUAUUUUUAUUAAAUCUAAUGGCUGUGGGUAUGCUGUAGGUCAGGUGCUAAUUUUGCUUGUACUGAAAUUUUCUUAACGUGGGUAUAAAAAAACAACUUAUAUUUUGCCUUUUAGUGUGAUGUAUGUUGUUAUUGUGCCUUUUAGUCCAAUUCUAUUUUUAGUAUCUGUUCAAUACCCAACAUUUUUUCAUUUUAUUAUCUCCCUCCUGUCUUUCCUACCGGUCUAGUUUUGUGUUUUUCUAUCCAUCUAAUGAUUUUUUCAUUCUUUUCUUUCUUAAAUGUGAAAAUUCAUGUUUCUACUAUUUUGGAAGAUGCUGUAUACUUGUUGUCACACAAGUUAGCAACAAGUUAGCUUUAUGUGUGUUUUGCUCCAUGGGUAUCUGUACACUUGAAGAACACUACCUAUUUUUGUUAUGUUAUGCGUCUCAGGAAAACAUGAGUUCUUGUGAUGGUCUCUUAAAGCCUUGCUUUUCAAAAUUUCUGGCAGGAAUAUUUCAAUACAAUACUGUCCAAAGAGUAGAGGUUCUUUUACUUUUUUGUGAAGUGUGUAUUUUAUCCAAAUGGAAAAGAUUAGGCAAUAAUAAAACACAAAUUGUACUUGUGAAGUCUGUUUAGACAUUUUCUAUGGAAGGAUCUAAACAUACUUACAAUUUUCUCAUGGUACAAAUUAUUUUUUAAACUACUUUCAUAUCUUACCAUACUUAUAAAAGUGAUUCAUAAUGCUAUAAAUAUGUGUUAUGACCAUCAUUAGUUAACAAUUCAAUGAAUUCAAUUUACAAAAUCAGCAUUUGAAUAAAUAAAUUGGAGCUCUUUAUUGAAUUCUCUUAUGUAGGCUUACUUUGAAAACCUGUCUUCUAUCUAAACGGUACAUUUGGCAUUUAUUUUGUCAGGCAAAUAAUCCUCUAAGGUAUUGUCUGUUUCGAUGUAAAAUGAAUUCGAGAUUCAAGGUUAUUAUACAUUCUUGGUUUGGCUCAAUAUUUAUGCCUUUUGUGGUACAAUGGUAUAAAGCCCUCUCUGUUUGUUGCUGAUUUUUUUUUAUUUUCAGUUAUUUUUGUUUUUUUGAAGGCUUUAGCAUACAGGCUUUUAGUCCAUCUGUCAAAGCAAGUUGGCAUCAUGUUGAAAUUACUUCAAUUGCUUUAGUAAUGAGAUCACACCUUUGUAUUUUUAAAAAAGAAUGUAUUUAAUAAUAAACGCUACUGUUGCAGAAGUAACAGCACCUAAACAAAAAAUUAAAAAGAAAAUGAAUCUUUCUUCAGUGAUCAUAGCCAUUCAAAUUUUAAGUAACAAAAGUUUACUAUGUUUAAUGACACUUUGUUACAUGUAAACAAAAAUUUUCUUAAGCACCAACAGUUUUGCUUAAUAGGAAGGCUCUUUAGCCAUUACCUUGGCACUCAGGAAACAGCAAACCAGAGCUAGAUAAAACGGGUCAUAAGCUAAGUAUAUACAAAAAUCUGCUCGCUCCAGCAGAAACUAAUGUAAAUAAAUCAGUGGAGGGUAUGUAUAUAUAUAUAAAAGAUCAUUUAAACCUGAACUGAUAUCACAUACAUAACAGAACAUUAUUUCAAGCGAAGGUGAGGCGGUAUUAAAAUACUCAACUUGUUUGUAACUGCUGACGGUCACUGAGCCAAAAAUGGUAACAAUAUCGUAGUUGUUUUUUUUCUCAGGGGCCGAGCCAAGUAGAUGGAGUUGUGGUAACCUCAGUCAAAAUAAGAAAGAAAAAGCUAUUCAUAUUACAGCCUAAGCUAUAUUUUGGGGGACUGAUUUCAUGAAAUCAACAACAAUACUUUCAACUCUUCACAUUCUUUUCAGUUGCAAAUGCAAUCUGUGCCAAAGUAAACUAUAGCUGUUAUAAAUAAUUGUAUGUGAAGAGCUCAAGCAUCUAUGUAUUUCUACUUUAACUUUAGAACACAACUUGAUCAAUAUGGUUUUCAGACCAUUUGGCAUUCUCUCAAUUAAAAUCUGAAGAAUGGUUUAUGCAUCAUCUAAGUACAUAAUGUUAAAAAAAUCAACAAACAUCUUUCAAGACUUUUUUCUUUGUUAACAGUUAUUUAGGUGUAAAUAACAAAGCAGCCUCAAUUGCUCCUAUAUCACAUUUCUACAAUGGUCUACAUCACCACAAACCCAAUGUUGCUCAAACAAUCAAUUUCAAUUAUGUAUCAAUGUGCAGGUAUUCUAAAACCUACUUUCCCCCAGUUUCCACUCAAGUGAUCAGAAAAUCUUGUGUUCCAAAUGAUUU
This is a messenger RNA of Frankliniella occidentalis (western flower thrips), 4205 nucleotides long. RefSeq names its product E3 ubiquitin-protein ligase RNF14. The coding region runs from base 187 to 1947 and encodes 586 amino acids. The record is from RefSeq and is a predicted model, not a curated record. Gene Ontology annotation, cellular component: cytoplasm; ubiquitin ligase complex. The transcript has 7 exons. Gene Ontology annotation, biological process: protein polyubiquitination; positive regulation of proteasomal ubiquitin-dependent protein catabolic process; ubiquitin-dependent protein catabolic process. Gene Ontology annotation, molecular function: ubiquitin conjugating enzyme binding; ubiquitin protein ligase activity; zinc ion binding. Lineage: Eukaryota; Metazoa; Arthropoda; Insecta; Thysanoptera; Thripidae.